Molecule: messenger RNA, 810 nt
Organism: Lottia gigantea (owl limpet)
Lineage: Eukaryota; Metazoa; Mollusca; Gastropoda; Lottiidae
Exons: 9
Coding region: 1-810 (269 amino acids)
Cellular component (GO): mitochondrion
Source: RefSeq, a predicted model, not a curated record
AUGCUCAGUCCCCAUAAUUUUGCCUUUGGUUUCAGAUGUAUAAGUUCCACACCAUCCAGUUUGCAGGAAGACCAAGCAAAAGCUGGCUGGUUAAAAAGUAUUCUUCCUAUUCGAACCCUUGAACCAAGUAAAGAGUCACAUUCAAGUCAACUUUCAUCAAAAGAAAUAGUGUAUGAAAUUCAAUUUCAUUCUGUAAAACCAGAGUGUAUGGAAGCUUACCUCAAUAAAUUUUCUGAAUUUCAAGAUUUAAUGCAGAAGAAAGAAACUGGUUCUAAAUUAGUGGGUAGUUUUACUGUAGAAGUUGGCAACCAAGAUGAAGCUAUUCAUAUAUGGGAAUAUGAUGGUGGUUAUCCAAUGCUCAAUGAAACAAAUGCAGUGUACAGAACAGACAAGGACUUUAUAGAUUUUAGAAGAGAAAGAAAUAAGAUGUUACGCUCACGAAAAAAUCAGAUUUUAUUAGCAUUUAGUUUCUGGCCUAAACCUGUAGCUAGAGAACCUAGUAAUAUCUAUGAAUUAAGAAGUUAUGUUUUAAAGCCUGGUACUAUGAUAGAAUGGGGAAAUAACUGGGCUAGAGGUAUAAAACAUAGAUCAGAACAAGAGGCCCCUGUAGCAGGAUUUUUGACUCAUAUUGGAGAACAGUAUAAUGUUCAUCAUUUAUGGUGCUAUAAAGAUUUACAAACAAGAAAAUUUACUCGUGAGGCAGCUUGGAGUCGACCUGGCUGGGAUGAGUGUGUAGCUUAUACAGUACCUCUGAUACGACAUAUGCAGUCUAGAAUUUUGAUACCCACACCUUUCUCCCCUCUACAAUAG